AUGCAGCCCCAAAUAAAAAAAUGUGAAACUAUGGAGAAAAUAAUAAAAGAAACAGAAAAAAUAAAAACACAAAUAGAAGCAAAACAUAACCGUAUUGUUCCUAAUGUGCAUGCACCACCAGCAGCAGCAACAGCAGCAGCAGCAGCAGCAGCAGCAGCAGGAGCAGCAGCAGCAGAAGGAGAUACAGCAGCAGCAGCAGCAGGAGAAACUGCAGCAGCAGCAGAAGGAGAUGCAGCAGGAGCCUCGAACUCUCACCAGCAGCAACCGCAGCACCAGCAGCAGCAGCAGCAGCAGCAGCAGCAGCAGCAGCAGCAGCAGCAGCAGCAGGAGCAGCAGGAGAGAAACAGCAGCAGCAGCAGAAGGAGGUGCAGCAGGAGCCUCGAACUCUCACCAACAGCAACCGCAGCACCAGCAGCAGCAGCAGCAGCAGCAACAGCAGCAGCAGCAGCAGCAGCAGCAGGAGCAGCAGGAGGAUGA
Molecule: messenger RNA, 477 nt
Organism: Eimeria mitis
Lineage: Eukaryota; Apicomplexa; Conoidasida; Eucoccidiorida; Eimeriidae
Exons: 2
Coding region: 1-477 (158 amino acids)
Source: RefSeq, a predicted model, not a curated record